This is a messenger RNA of Rotaria socialis, 1203 nucleotides long. The record is from the annotation of a GenBank genome assembly. NCBI's taxonomy places the organism in Eukaryota, Metazoa, Rotifera, Eurotatoria, Philodinida, Philodinidae.
AUGAGUACAACUACUGAACAGGAAAAAUCAACAGUGGAAUCACCAUCUCAUGUUUCACCGGAAACAGAAAGUCCUCCACUUGUACCAACAUCAACAACAACCGAUGAUAAUACUGUCAAUCAAGCUCCGGCUGUUGAAGAAGAACAACAAGCACCAGCAACUGCAUCAUCAUGGUUUACUAGUUUUGGGUUGUCACCAAAUUUAACGAAUCAACUAACAAAUCUAAGUUCAUCAUUUAUGCAAGUGACUUCGAAAGUAAGUGCAGCUGCUAAUACACUCGUUCAAAAAACGUUACCACAACGACCUUCAUCACCAAAUGAAAAUGAACAAACAGAUCAAACAACAAAAUAUGACGAUGAGACAACUAAAAAUGAAGAUGAACAGCAAGUGUCUGAUGAAAAUUCAGCUGUUGCUGGAAUCAACAAAGAUUUGACUAGUAUCUUUAAUGAUAUUAGUUCAACUGUGAUAAAAGGUGCUCAACAAUUAAAACAUGUUGUUGAAGAAACAUCAAUCAUUGGUGGUUUUACUAAAGAACAUGAAAAAUUUCUAACUGAAAAACGUACACAACAACGUCGCGAGGAAGCUGCCGUUGCACCAUGGAUUGGUUAUAAUGAAGAAGAUGAUAUGAAAAAUCAAAUUCUAGCACUUUCAAAGGAAAAACGUAAUUUUCUUCGAAAUCCACCGCCGGGAGCAAAUUAUCAUUUUGACAUGGCUGCUGUAUAUCCAGUUGCGUUAGCAACAUUAGACGUCGACGAAAAUUUAAAACAAAUGCGUUUCGAUCUCGUGCCAAAACAAAUUAAUGAAGAAACAUUUUGGUGUAAUUAUUUUUAUCGAGUGAGUUUAAUCAAACAAUCUACGCAAUUAUCGGCUUUAGCACAUGAAAAUACCAACCCUCAAUCGACGGAUGAAACUCAUGGGUCAAAAAAUACGCGCAAUCGUGCAACAUCUGAAUCUCAAGAUAAAACUCAUGAGGCCAAUCAAGAAUUUGUUAGUGAAGAUUAUGAUGGAUCAGCUGUUAGUAUGGAUGAUAUUCGACGUGAAAUUGAACAAUUAACUGUAACCAAAACAAAUCCAAAUAAAGCUAACAGUUCAGAUUUAGAUGACAAUGAAUGGGACAAAGCAUUAGCUGAUGAACUUGACAAUGUUUCUGCUGAAGAACUCGAAGCACAAAUUAAUCAAAUGUUAGCUGGUGAUAAAAAAUAA